AAAGUUUGGAACAUCGAACCAGUUAAGUUUGCUAUUGUGACUAAAAAUGGUGCGAAAUUUGAAGACUUAGACAUAGAAGGUUUGUUAGCAGUCAAAGAAAAUUUUGACAGAAGGUUCUCAAACCUUAAAGAAGGCAAAGCAUACAAACUUGUUAUACCUUAUGAACCAAAGAAAGCAGACGACUAUGAAUAUUAUGAGUCUAAGAUAGUUGAAGUUCAAGGUAAAUUGGGUAAAAAGAUUUUAGAGUCUAAGCCAGUGUUUGCUCCUAAAGAGGAAGAGAACAUUGACAUUGACCCAGAAAUGUUCUAA
This is a messenger RNA of Trichomonas vaginalis G3, 309 nucleotides long. RefSeq names its product protein of unknown function, DUF4108 family. The record is from RefSeq and is a predicted model, not a curated record. Lineage: Eukaryota; Parabasalia; Trichomonadida; Trichomonadidae. The annotation marks the transcript as partial. The transcript has a single exon.